Tympanuchus pallidicinctus (lesser prairie-chicken) is the source of this 1602-nucleotide messenger RNA. RefSeq names its product Indian hedgehog signaling molecule (gene IHH). Gene Ontology annotation, molecular function: calcium ion binding; patched binding. The record is from RefSeq and is a predicted model, not a curated record. Lineage: Eukaryota; Metazoa; Chordata; Aves; Galliformes; Phasianidae. Bases 1 to 1227 code for a protein of 408 amino acids. The transcript has 3 exons. Gene Ontology annotation, biological process: cell-cell signaling; regulation of gene expression; smoothened signaling pathway.
AUGAAGCCGGCGCGGCUGCUGCUGCUGCUGAGCGGGUGCGCGCUGCUGCUGACGCCGGCCGUGCGCGGCUGCGGGCCGGGCAGGGUGGUGGGCAGCCGCCGCCGGCCGCCCCGCAAGCUCAUCCCGCUCGCCUACAAGCAGUUCAGCCCCAACGUGCCCGAGAAGACGCUGGGGGCCAGCGGGCGCUACGAGGGCAAGAUCGCGCGGAACUCUGAGCGCUUCAAGGAGCUCACGCCCAACUACAACCCCGACAUCAUCUUCAAGGACGAGGAGAACACCGGCGCCGACCGGCUCAUGACCCAGCGCUGCAAGGACCGCCUGAACUCCCUGGCCAUCUCUGUUAUGAACCAGUGGCCAGGGGUGAAGCUGCGGGUGACAGAGGGCUGGGAUGAGGACGGUCACCACUCAGAGGAGUCGCUGCACUACGAGGGCCGAGCCGUGGACAUCACGACAUCAGACAGGGACCGCAACAAGUAUGGCAUGCUCGCCCGCCUGGCCGUGGAGGCCGGCUUUGACUGGGUCUACUACGAGUCCAAGGCGCACAUCCACUGCUCCGUCAAGUCAGAGCACUCGGCUGCCGCGAAGACGGGUGGCUGCUUCCCUGGGCGGGCGCUGGCGACGCUGGAGAACGGUGCCCGGACCCCGCUGUGGGCACUGCGGCCGGGCCAGCGGGUGCUGGCGAUGGAUGGGGCAGGUCGGCCCACCUUCAGCAACUUCGUCGCCUUCCUGGACAAGGAGCCACGUGCCCUCACCACCUUCCACGUCAUCGAGACGCGGCAGCCACCCCGGCGCCUGGCCCUGACACCCACCCACCUGCUCUUCGUGGCAGACAAUGCAUCGACACCUGCCACCCAAUUCCGCCCCACCUUCGCCAGCCAUGUGCAGCCCGGACACUUCGUGCUGGUGGUGGUGGGCUCAGGGGGGCUGCAGCCCGCCGAAGUGGUGGGGGUGCGGGGCCGGACAGAUGUGGGGGCUUAUGCCCCGCUGACGCAACACGGAACGCUGGUGGUGGACGACGUGGUGGCCUCAUGCUUUGCCCUGGUGCGGGAGCAGCAGUUGGCACAGAUGGCGUUCUGGCCGCUGCGGCUCUACCACAGCCUGCUGGGGGGACCGGGGGUGCAGGGUGACGGUGUGCACUGGUACUCGGGGCUGCUCUACCGCCUGGGCAGGAUGCUGCUGCCCCCCGACAGCUUCCACCCACUGGGGGUGCCCCAGGCCCAGAGCUGAGGGUGUGCCGGCGGAGGAGGUGGCAGUGUGGUGACCCACCCCCAGCUGUGCCCACAUUGGGCUGGGGGGGCUGCAUCCACACCCAAGCCGUGGAGGCUUCGCCCUGCACACCCCCUCCUCGCCCCUUUGCUGGUGGGAUCCACAUGCUGCUAUUUGUGUGUGUGCGUGCGAUGUGCGUGUGUGUGUGCAGGGCUGGGGAGUGGGGACCAGAGGUUGUACCCAGGGCUCCCAGUAGCUGCAGCUCUAUGGGGAGGCUUGGGGAGGGAGCUCUGGGUGCUUUGUGCGGUGAUGCCAUUCCCAUCCCUGGAUUGUGGCAGCUGGAAGGAAGGGAAUGUGGGUACUGGGACCAAAAGAGAGGCACACCCAAACCAGUGC